AUGCGCGUCCUCGUCAGCGUCGGCGCCCGCGGCCUGCGGGAGGUGUCGCCGACGGAGUUCGAGCGGCUUGGCGGGAAGGGCGCCGCCAAGAAAUGGCGCCAGACGAUCCAGCUGCAAAGCGGCAAGGGGUCGAUCGGGGAGUGGCUAGCCAGCCAUGGCUUUGACGCGCCCACGCGCAUCAAGCUGCCCCAGAAUGCCGACGACGAGCGCGCGGCCAGCGCGGAGGUUGGGUCCUACGCCGGCGCUGCGCCUGGAGACUUCUGCCAGCAGCCGGACCAGCUGCCAUUGCCCCUCCACAUCAGCCCAGUAAGGCAGCAGAAGCAGCAGCAGAAGCAGCAGCAGAAGCAGCAGGUGCUGCUGCCGCCGCCGCUGCCGCGCAUGCAGCUGCCGCCCUCAGACCUGCGGCGCCUCCCCGGCGACGGCAGCCACGAGGUCGCAGCGAUGGCGGACCACCUCGCCGGUCUCGCGCCGCCGCCCCCGCGCCUGCUGCGCGCCGCCGCGCCGCCCUCCGUCGCCGGCCGCCCGCUGGACCUGCCCGCGCUCUUCCGCGCCGUCGUCGCGCACGGCGGCGCGGGGGCGGCCACGGCGGACGGGCGGUGGCCGGAGAUCCUGGAGUCGCUGGGCCUGGCGCGGGGGCUGGCGGAGGGGUCCGCAGAGAUGGCGCGGGCCUGCAAGGCCGCGCAUGCCGCUUACCAAGGCAUCCUCCUGCGGUUUGAGCGGAUGCUGGAUCCUGACGCCUGGCUCUUCCUCACAGGCCGCCCGUCGCCUGUGCUGGGUGCACCGACGGCACACCUCAAACCCGUGCUGCCGCGCGGCGAGUACAGCGGCUGCUGCCCUCUCCCUUUCAGCGGCCCCAGCGCUGCCGCCGCGGCCCCCGCCGCCGACGACGACGGCUGCUCGCCGUUCGGCGUGGCGCAAGGCGGGAGCUGGGCGCCCGCGCCGGCCGCGGACGCCCGCGAGCCGGCGCCGUGGUUGUGGCCGGCCGCAAGCGCCGGCGCUCCUGCCGCGUCCGGCGGGGACACGGCACCCUGGCUGGACCUGGCAGAGCGGCCGGCCAAGCGCCGGCUUGUGAACGGUGGAGCGGACGAUCCACUGCCGUUGUCGGGAUCACAGCGCUCCUCGACAAGUUUCCAGGCAAUUUCACUCGAGCCGCUUGCCACCGGCCCAUCCAGCUCCAACCUGCCGCCCCUGCGCGCGCCCCCGGCGCUGGUCAACCCGGCGGGCGCCCGGGACGCGACCGACGCGGCCGCGCGGUCGCAAGGGCCGCCUGACGUGGCGGCGCCGUCGCAGCGGCCGCCCGGCGGUGAUUCAGAAUCGCGGCCGCAGCGGGCGUCCGGCGUCGGCGGCUCGGCGGCUGCGAGCGUCCCGGACGAGCGGGUGCAGGGGCUCGGAGCCACGGCGUCUGCUGGCCUGGACGGGCUGGGGGACUUGGACGAGCUGCUGAAUCAGCUUGAGAGUAUAGACGUCUCAGAUCUGGCCCUGGACGGCCUGAUCCACGGCGAUCUGCAGCCGCUCGCCAGCGGCGACGUCACGCAGAAGCUGCACGACCGCGGCAACGGGGCGGUGCAGGAGCGGCGCCAGGCGUGA
This is a messenger RNA of Monoraphidium neglectum, 1587 nucleotides long. RefSeq lists its product as hypothetical. The coding region runs from base 1 to 1587 and encodes 528 amino acids. Gene Ontology annotation, molecular function: DNA binding. The transcript is spliced from 3 exons. The record is from RefSeq and is a predicted model, not a curated record. NCBI's taxonomy places the organism in Eukaryota, Viridiplantae, Chlorophyta, Chlorophyceae, Sphaeropleales, Selenastraceae.